Messenger RNA from Rangifer tarandus platyrhynchus (Svalbard reindeer), 1767 nucleotides. The record is from the annotation of a GenBank genome assembly. NCBI's taxonomy places the organism in Eukaryota, Metazoa, Chordata, Mammalia, Artiodactyla, Cervidae.
AUGGCUCGGCCUGACCCGUCCGCUCCGCCUUCGCUGCUGCUGCUGCUCCUGGCGCAGCUGGCGGGCCGGGCGGCCGCCGCCUCCAAGGCCCCGGCGUGCCAGGAGAUCACAGUGCCCAUGUGCCGCGGCAUCGGCUACAACCUGACGCACAUGCCCAACCAGUUCAACCACGACACGCAGGACGAGGCGGGCCUGGAGGUGCACCAGUUUUGGCCGCUGGUGGAGAUCCACUGCUCUCCGGACCUGCGUUUUUUCCUGUGCUCCAUGUACACGCCCAUCUGCCUGCCGGACUACCACAAGCCGCUGCCGCCCUGCCGCUCGGUGUGCGAGCGCGCCAAGGCCGGCUGCUCGCCGCUCAUGCGCCAGUACGGCUUUGCCUGGCCGGAACGCAUGAGCUGCGACCGCCUCCCGGUGCUGGGUCGCGACGCCGAGGUCCUGUGCAUGGAUUACAACCGCAGCGAGGCCACCACGGCUCCCCCCAGGCCCUUCCCGGUCAAGCCCACCCUCUCCGGCCUGCCGGGGUCGCCGGCCUCGGGGAGCGACUGCGCCGCCGGGGGCCCGUCGGUGUGCAAGUGCCGCGAGCCUUUCGUGCCCAUUCUGAAGGAGUCACACCCUCUUUACAACAAGGUGCGGACGGGCCAGGUACCCAACUGCGCGGUGCCCUGCUACCAGCCGUCCUUCAGCCCCGACGAGCGCACGUUCGCCACCUUCUGGAUCGGCCUGUGGUCUGUGCUGUGCUUCAUCUCCACCUCCACCACAGUGGCCACCUUCCUCAUAGACAUGGAGCGCUUCCGCUACCCGGAGCGCCCCAUCAUUUUCCUGUCAGCCUGCUACCUCUGCGUGUCGCUGGGCUUCCUGGUGCGCCUGGUGGUGGGCCAUGCCAGCGUCGCCUGCAGCCGCGAGCACAGCCACAUCCACUACGAGACAACGGGGCCUGCCCUCUGCACUGUCGUCUUCCUGCUGGUCUACUUCUUCGGCAUGGCCAGCUCCAUCUGGUGGGUCAUCCUGUCGCUCACCUGGUUCUUGGCGGCCGGCAUGAAGUGGGGCAACGAGGCCAUCGCGGGCUACGCGCAGUACUUCCACCUGGCCGCGUGGCUCAUCCCCAGCGUCAAGUCCAUCACCGCGCUGGCCCUGAGCUCCGUGGACGGGGACCCGGUGGCCGGCAUCUGCUACGUGGGGAACCAGAACCUGAACUCGCUGCGCGGCUUCGUGCUGGGCCCGCUGGUGCUCUACCUGCUGGUGGGGACGCUCUUCCUCCUGGCGGGCUUCGUGUCGCUCUUCCGCAUCCGCAGCGUCAUCAAGCAGGGCGGCACCAAGACGGACAAGCUGGAGAAGCUCAUGAUCCGCAUCGGGAUCUUCACGCUGCUCUACACGGUGCCCGCCAGCAUCGUGGUGGCCUGCUACCUGUACGAACAGCACUAUCGCGAGAGCUGGGAGGCCGCGCUCACGUGCGCGUGCCCGGGCCCGGACUCCGGCCAGCCGCGCGCCAAGCCCGAGUACUGGGUGCUCAUGCUCAAGUAUUUUAUGUGCCUCGUGGUGGGCAUCACGUCGGGCGUCUGGAUUUGGUCCGGCAAGACUGUGGAGUCGUGGCGACGCUUCACCAGCCGCUGCUGUUGCCGUCCGCGGCGGGGCCACAAGAGCGGCGGCGCCACGGCCGCGGGGGACUACGCCGAGGCAAGCGCCGCGCUCACGGGCAGGACCGGGCCCCCCGGCCCCGCCGCCGCCGCCGCCGCCUACCACAAGCAGGUGUCCCUGUCGCACGUGUAG